This is a messenger RNA of Lycium barbarum (goji berry), 2855 nucleotides long. Its product is annotated as pollen receptor-like kinase 3. The transcript has 2 exons. Bases 466 to 2484 code for a protein of 672 amino acids. NCBI's taxonomy places the organism in Eukaryota, Viridiplantae, Streptophyta, Magnoliopsida, Solanales, Solanaceae. The record is from RefSeq and is a predicted model, not a curated record. Gene Ontology annotation, biological process: protein phosphorylation. Gene Ontology annotation, molecular function: protein kinase activity; protein binding; ATP binding.
AAACACCUACUUAGUUAGAAAGUAUUCUAAAUUUACACAUUCACAUAAUUUAGUUUCCAAAUUAGUAAUUCCUAUAAUUAAUUGUUACUGUAAUAUUAAAUGUCUGGAUGACUAAACAGCUAUAUUUAGCAUUAGGAGAACGAGUUAUAACUUGUUAAAAACGAGGAUUUCAGUUAUUCUCGGUUGAAUGUCUCCACGUUGACACAAACUCAACGAUAUUAACGGUUUUCCAAUUGUUUCUCACUACAAGUCUCAUUGGUCCUUGGUUCUCUGGUUCUUUUGCACCUUGCCACUUUCAUUCCCCAAUCUUGCAAAAAAGGAGAAAAAUAAUAAUAAUACUGAAAAAGACACAAAAACCAGAAAUCAACCAAACAAGUAAAUUUCUUUUCCUCAGUUAACAAAUGAAAAAUCCUGAAAUUUACUCGGAAAAUUCCAUUACUGGGACGAAGAUUUUCCUGAAAUAGUAUGGACAUUUUUCGUGUUAUGAUCAAAACAUGCCUUUUUUGUAUCGUUUUCUUGAUCCAUUACCCCGCGACAAUAAUUUCGGUUACGCAUACUGAAGCCUUAUUGAAGCUGAAAGAAUCAUUUACAAAUGCGGAGGCCUUGGAUUCUUGGAAACCUGGGACAGAUCCAUGUGACAAAAAUAAUCGUUGGUCGGGUGUCGUUUGUCAGAAACAAAUUGUUAGUGGAGUUCUUCUUGGAGAAAUGAAUUUAUCUGGAAAUAUAGACGUUGAGGCAUUAUCACAAUUACCUGGUCUACGAACACUUAGUUUUGCAAGCAAUUCAUUUUCAGGACCAAUCCCUGAAUUCAAUCGAAUGGGUGCUUUAAAAGGCCUUUAUUUAUCUGCAAAUCAAUUUUCUGGUGAAAUUCCAUCGAAUUACUUCGAUAAAAUGCAGUCUUUGAAGAAGUUAUGGCUAUCUGGCAACAAAUUUACUGGUGAAAUUCCAUCAUCAAUAAUGCAACUUCAACAUCUCAUUGAAUUGCAUCUUGAGAACAAUCAGUUUUCAGGUCCAAUACCAUCUUUGAACCAGUCGACAUUACUCUCACUGGAUCUUUCCAACAAUAACUUGAAAGGAGAAAUCCCGGUUACAUUGUCAAAAUUCAACGCGAGUUCAUUCAAAGGAAAUUCCGAGCUUUGUGGUGAGAAAUUAAGCAAACCUUGUAAUCAGGCCCCCACAAAUAAUAACACAAAUGAAAUUCGUCGAAAUUCGGAUAGCAAUUCGAAAAGCAUAUCAAUGUGGAUCAUGAUAUCAUCAAUUGUUCUGUUAAUAAUCAUGAUCAUAGGAAUAUACUUCAUGUGCCGGUACCAACAAAGUCGCCGCGCUGCAAUUGAAAGUUUUGAGGAGCCAUCACUCGGGAGGCGAAUUUCAAGUGAUAGCAAAAAAUCAUUCGAGUUGAGUCGACGUGGCAGCUCUAUACGCAGAGGGUCGAUAACUGGAAAACGUGUUGGUGAUUUAACAAUGGUGAAUGAUGAUAAGGGUGAGUUUGGUUUAGCAGAUUUGAUGAAAGCUGCUGCAGAGGUAUUAGGGAAUGGGCCAUUGGGUUCAUCUUAUAAGGCCAUGAUGGCAAAUGGACUGACAGUUGUGGUAAAAAGGAUUAAAGAAAUGAACAAGAUAGGAAAAGAUGGUUUUGAUGCUGAGGUUAAGCGUUUAGGAAGAUUGAGACACAAAAAUGUUCUAACACUUUUGGCUUACCAUUAUCGCAAGGAAGAGAAGUUGUUUGUGUAUGAAUACAUUCCAAAAGGCAGCUUGCUGUACAUAUUGCACGGUGAUAGAGGGCUUGCCCAUGCUGAGCUCACCUGGCCAGUGCGUCUAAAGAUUGUACAUGGAGUCGCUCAAGGAUUAAAUUAUCUUCACACUGAACUUGCUUCUACUGAUUUGCCUCAUGGCGAUUUGAAAUCGAGUAAUAUACUCAUAAACACAGACCACGAGCCGAUACUCACAGGUUACGGAUUCUGCUCCUUAAUGAACAACGCUCACGCAGUUCAAGCACUAAUCGCGUUCAAGUCACCAGAGGCAGUACAGAAUCACCAAGUGACACCCAAAUGCGAUGUUUAUUGCCUUGGAAUUGUGAUUCUCGAGAUAGUGACGGGGAAAUUCCCGUCCCAAUAUCUUAAUAAUGGCAAAGGAGGGAUUGACAUAGUGCAAUGGGUGAAAUCCGCAAUUGCUGAGGGAAGAGAAGUUGAAUUAUAUGAUCCAGAUAUAAUAGUAAGCGCGAAAGAUUCAAUUAGUUCAAUGAAGGAACUGAUUCAUAUUGGUGCAGCUUGUGUAGAGAGUAAUCCGCAACAGAGGAUAACUAUUAGAGAAGUCAUUAGGAGGAUUGAGGAAUUAAUGCAACAACAAAGUAUUCAAGGCCAAACAGGCCAAACAACAACAACGCCUCAGUCUCAAACAGGACAAACGAUUGAGAUAGUGCCAUCUCUAAAAGAUGGAUGUGCUGAAAUACCAUUGUCACAAUCCCAACAAGGAACACCUAAUAAUUAGGAGUUAGGCCACUCCGGUAAUUCAAGACGUGGUUAAUGUUGCAGCUUCUCCUAUGGUCGUCAGACUAUUGAUAGUUUUUUUUCUUCUUCUUUUUAAGGUUCGUUAACUAGGGAUAGUACAUAUAUUACUAAGUUUUCGUUUCAUUUUGUGUAUUUUUCUCUUCUUUUUUCUUUUCCUAUUUUAGAUGUCCCAUUACCUCCCCUUGUAGAACAAGAAAUGAUAGGAGCAGCUGCGUCCUGUGGAGAGAUGAAAGAGCUUAAAGCUUGCUUUAGAAAUGUCAAUGCAAUACAAUUUCCUCUUUCUAUUUCAUGUCGAGUACUAACUCUUGUAUAACAAAAAUUUCUGAAGUACGAAAUGCGAUUACUUUCUCA